Messenger RNA from Pectinophora gossypiella (pink bollworm), 894 nucleotides. RefSeq names its product cytochrome c. Gene Ontology annotation, molecular function: heme binding; electron transfer activity. The transcript is spliced from 4 exons. Gene Ontology annotation, cellular component: mitochondrial intermembrane space. The coding region runs from base 139 to 465 and encodes 108 amino acids. Lineage: Eukaryota; Metazoa; Arthropoda; Insecta; Lepidoptera; Gelechiidae. Gene Ontology annotation, biological process: mitochondrial electron transport, cytochrome c to oxygen; mitochondrial electron transport, ubiquinol to cytochrome c. The record is from RefSeq and is a predicted model, not a curated record.
CCUAGUUGGUACCAGUAACUUGUCAUUCGUUUCGUUCAGUCAGUCAGUACAUUUCUGUCAGUGUCGUGAAAAUCGAAAUUCGUCGACGUCUCGCGUAAAUUCUCAAAUUAAUUUUAUCUCAAACGUAAUCCAGAUACAAUGGGUGUUCCUGCGGGCAACUCUGAAAAUGGAAAAAAAAUCUUCGUGCAAAGAUGCGCACAGUGCCACACAGUUGAAUCUGGUGGCAAGCACAAGGUGGGCCCCAACCUCCACGGCAUGAUAGGCCGCAAGACUGGCCAAGCUCCAGGUUUCUCUUACUCAGAUGCCAACAAAGCCAAAGGUAUCACCUGGAAUGAUGAUACCCUGUUUGAGUACCUUGAGAACCCGAAGAAGUACAUCCCUGGCACCAAGAUGGUGUUCGCCGGUCUGAAGAAGCCUAAUGAACGUGCAGACCUCAUCGCCUACCUCAAGGAAGCUACUAAGUAAACUUAAGACACUAGGAUUUUUUUGAAAUAAGGAGCAUUUUCCAUUACAUUACUGGAUGGUACUUCUUAUUUUGUAGCCCAAUCAGUAUCAUAUGCAAUAUUUGACUUUGCACUGUGAAUGUUGCACACGAUUAGGAACUAUUUACAAGUACACACUCAUCAUGUCAUUUAGGUGGUAAUUUUUGUGAGUACAAGAUGAAUGUAUUCGAAAUAUUCACUUAGCUUUAUGUCAUCAAUGUGAGUGAGUAAUGUUAUAUUAAAUUUAUAAUAGACAUAUUUAGCAUUUUAUUUGUAAUAGUUCCAGUCUGAUAGCAAAUUUCAAUUUAAUUUAUUUGAAUUUAACAUUAUAACAAUGUUACCAAUAGUCUAUAGUUACGCUGUGAAGUAUUUAAAUUAACUGUUAAUUAAAAUAAACCAAAUUAAUCCACAA